AUGGCGCCAUGGCAGGACCCGUGGAUUCUCAACGCCACCGUGCGCGACAACAUCCUCAUGGGGGCGGCGGGCGACACAGCGGCCGCAGUGGACGAGGGCCGUUACCAGCGAGCCAUAGACGUGUGUGCGCUGAGGCACGACCUCGCCAUGCUGGCUGGUGGUGACAUGGCUGAGAUCGGCGAGCGCGGUGUGU
Closterium sp. Naga37s-1 is the source of this 193-nucleotide messenger RNA. The record is from the annotation of a GenBank genome assembly. NCBI's taxonomy places the organism in Eukaryota, Viridiplantae, Streptophyta, Zygnematophyceae, Desmidiales, Closteriaceae.